CUAGCAACUGCCUUUCGUUUCUGUUCUUUGACAUAACUCUUAGCACUAGCCCUCCAAUCCGACCAACGCCAGCACAACCAACCGUCUCUGAUUCUGUCUGAGAAACUCAGCCAUGGCUGCUUCAACUCUCUCUUCCCCAGCUCCUUCUCAGCUGUUUUCGAGUAAGAAUGGUAUGUUCUGUGCAUCACCAUCACAAGCACUGAUGGUGAAGCCAACAAAGACAUUCAUGGUGGGGAAGGACAAGGGAGGGAAGAUUACAUGCCAAGCCACUAGCAUACCGGCGGACCGGGUGCCGGACAUGGGAAAGAGGGAGCUGAUGAAUUUGCUCUUGUUGGGUGCUCUCUCUCUCCCCACUGCUGGCAUGUUGGUCCCUUAUGCCACCUUCUUGGCUCCACCUGGAAGGAAAGGUGCUGGUGGUGGUACUGUGGCAAAGGACGCGAUUGGAAAUGAUGUCAUUGCUGCCGAAUGGCUCAAAAUCCACGGUCCUGGUGACAGAACACUAACUCAAGGAUUGAAGGGGGACCCGACCUACCUCGUCGUGGAAAGUGACAGAACACUGGCGACAUACGGCAUCAAUGCAGUGUGCACGCAUCUCGGUUGUGUUGUGCCGUGGAAUGCGGCUGAGAAAAAGUUCAUCUGUCCUUGCCACGGUUCUCAGUAUAACAACCAAGGGAGGGUUGUUCGAGGACCGGCCCCUCUGUCACUGGCCUUGGCUCAUGCAGAUCUUGAUGAGGGAAAGGUAGUUUUUGUCCCAUGGGUUGAGACUGACUUCAGAACUGGUGAAGCACCAUGGUGGGCAUAGAGCCACUUCAGCUAUAGCAGUUCCAGUUUAUACUUUGUCUUUCAGGCAUUUUCGCUUCAUUCAGCAAGAAGAUCAUUGGAUGAAUCGAUU
Rhodamnia argentea is the source of this 892-nucleotide messenger RNA. RefSeq names its product cytochrome b6-f complex iron-sulfur subunit, chloroplastic-like. Bases 113 to 802 code for a protein of 229 amino acids. The record is from RefSeq and is a predicted model, not a curated record. Lineage: Eukaryota; Viridiplantae; Streptophyta; Magnoliopsida; Myrtales; Myrtaceae. Gene Ontology annotation, molecular function: 2 iron, 2 sulfur cluster binding. The transcript has 5 exons. Gene Ontology annotation, cellular component: plasma membrane.